AUGUGCGAUAGAAGGGAAACGAUUGAUAAUUGUUUCUUGAAUUGCUUUCGAGUUAAAGGAGUGUGGGCUCACUUCCGACCCGUGUUAUCUGCUUUGCUCGGCUUUGAUUUUCUUAUCAAUGUUUGUACAGUUUUCUUUUUUUGUUUCUCUUGCGAUGCUAGGAAAUUUCGUAUAGCCUCCUUUGUAAUUAAGAGUGUAGAGUAUUCUGUUUGGACCUUUCGUAAUAAGAGUACCUUUUACAAUGGUCGCGAGGAAGCGUCUGCUCUUAUUAAGUAUGCACUUCACUCUAUUAAGGGGAGGGUCAAGCUAGAUUUUCAUCGUUUCUCACGUGAGCAGUUUCUUCGUGUUUGGGGUGAGCCCCGUUUUUGUUUUAUGCGAAAUGACACUUUUCUUUUCCUUUUGAUUCCUGUACCUUUCUAAAUUUACUUUUAGAACAGAGUUUCUUUCGUGUUAAGUGAAUUGUCAAGACUUGAUCUUCGUAGAGCUACCAUAUGUAAUUGUUAACUGUAAGCUUUCAUGUUGCUCAGUUAUCUGUGAUUGUAAAUAGUCUUUAGUGCUGUUGAUUUUAUGAAUAAAAUUUUUAAAACAGAAAAUCUCAUUGUUUUUGGCCAUGGCUGUCUCGCUGACAUCCAUUAACGUUAACGGCGCUGCCUAACGCCAUAAGCGCCUUAGGGUUUUUGAAUGUCUGCAGAGCAUGUCUUCCGACUUAUCUUUAUUAGAAGAAACACAUCUCGCGGAUUCCUCACAAGGUAAGACAUGGGAGAAGGAAUGGGGGAAAUGUUGUCCGGCAGCUUUCCCCUUCAUUAUUUUUCUUCUUUGCUGUCUGACUCCUAUGGCUCGCACCAGAACUGUAGUUGUUGACUUGCGUGAUUUCCCACCAAAUUUUGAACGGAAAGAUAUUGCUAAGACAUUCUACGCCAGUAUGGGGAGGAUCAUCUCAUUGACGCAAUCCAAAUUGUUCCUGGUGGGGUUUGUAAGGUCACCUUCAAAUCUCGUGAGUCCAAAAUUUCUUUAUUGA
This is a messenger RNA of Porites lobata, 1018 nucleotides long. NCBI's taxonomy places the organism in Eukaryota, Metazoa, Cnidaria, Anthozoa, Scleractinia, Poritidae. The record is from the annotation of a GenBank genome assembly.